GGUUACUGACAACACCUUCCCAUUGUAGGGAGGCGCAUUCACACCGGCGGAAUCCAUUCUACAUGCCGACACCUGAUCCCGCCGCAAGUCGAAAAUGGCGGUGGACACACAGUGGCCGGAGUCGACUGACCUGCUGACCACAGUUUACAGUCAAAACUGGCCUGCCCCCCAUCCGAGGGCCAACAAGAAAGGCUUCCAAGGGCAUGUCAAGAGACCGAAGUCGGCGGCGGCGGACUGGAAGCCUCCCGCCCGGCUGGAGCAGCGGGCGGCCCGGCAGACCACACGGCCGACGUGGGACCUGGACCAGAACACCCUGUCGUGGCAGGCGUGGACCAGAAAGACCUCGCCCCUGGAUCAGGACUCCGACGACGACGGAUUUGACCCUUCCCUGUAUAAAAUCACCCAGGAGACGCUGCGGAGACUGUCGGAGCAGGUGCGGGAGGUGCAGCUCAGCAUCGGCGGCAGGAGCAGGCACGGCAAGCGGGGAAGCCGAGGUGGGGACCAGCACCGCCUGGCCAGGCCGCCGACUCCCUCCAGCCUCAGCAUGCGGGCCUUCCGAACGCCGACGCCGAACAGACCCGAGGUGGUGCCCGACGCCUUCGAACACGUCCAUGACGCCAUGAUGGUGGUGUCGCCUCCCUUCCAGAAGCAGGACAAAAGUAGUAACCGAUUGCCACGCCCUACCCGGUCACCCUACGCAUCGAGAAGACGAGGACCCUUCCGCCCGCCGUCGUCGUCCUGGUCGCCCCGCCCGGGCAGCGGCCAUUCCUCGGUCUACCCGGGCGAUUAUAACGAACAGAUAGCCGACCUCGCUAUACAGGCAACAGCAGGCAGCAACCGGCCUCUGAAAGACCCUAGCAGGCUUGCUCUGGCCUCCAGUAAUGAUAACAGCUCCGACUACGACACGGACUAUUCCGAGACAGAAAAACAGCGUAGCGAGGACAACACGAUUCCUAAAGACAUCCCAGAUCUUCAACUCAAGCCAGAUAGUGUAGAAUUGGAGGACAUCGAGCGGUUCUUUGAUGAUUAUGAUAGUGAUGAUAGCAAAGAGGGCGAGUCAGGUGUGUUUCCCUUCCCGGACUUCUUGCCUAAACCGUUCAAUGAGUGGGACCUGCAGGAACUGGCCCUGUUGUCCAACAAGAACUGGAAAGACGCUGUCAGAGUCAAACCCAAAGGACAGUACCUGGAUAUAAUUGAGCGGUUGAUGGAGUUUGAGCGGCUCCAGUUGCAGACGAUACAAUGGGAGAUGGAAAAAAGCCGGCCUUCUUCCCGCGCAGCGUCAAGGUCGGGCGCCAGUAGGGAACGUACUGCGGCGUUAGCGAAGCCUAAAGCCGGGCAGGGCAAACCCUGCCACCCCGACUGUGUACAGCCGAUGUGUGCGGGGAACUGCGUCCAGAAAAGGGUGCCGUCAGGGCGGCUCUGUAUCCACUGUCGCCAACGAUACUGCACAGGGACUUGUAAAGAACAUUGCUACGACAGCCACCAACGGCAGCCACCGAGAGAGGAGGACAACAAAGGGUCCCCAUCACGGAUCACCAGGCCCAAAUCUUGCACACCUUGCCAUUCCAAACAGAGAUCGAAUGCUACUGUGAUAAAUGAGAACAACGCCGUCCUAGGUCGACCCAAAUCCAGCAAUACAACCUUCAGUAGAGGGCAGUCGUCUGUUCCCAGCAAACCAAUCCGCGAGCACACGUAUGGUAGCAAGUCAAAAUCAAAUGAUGCACACAAACAUGACAAGACUGCUGCACGACCCCCCACGGGAAGGCGCACCCCAGGGGGACGGGAAAAAGUUAUGCCGGGCAAAAGUUUCUCAUCGCAAAGGAGACAUUCGCUGACAGACCUGACAGCAACUACUCGCGACAAACAAUCGACCAAUGGCAAUGGCACAGCCAAACGAAAAAGGCCCAAAACGGCAAAGAAAACAAGCAAAACCUGAGAGCAUAUGAUGUAAGUUAGAACAAAUCCUAAGUCUGAACAUGCGUCGCUACGACUACAUGUUUUUGCCAAUGAGUGUGAAGGUAGCUAAUGAUAUCGAUCUACAUGUCCAACACCUUAUGAAAGUUGCACCUAGGACAUAUGCCGACAUGAAUUUUUUACUGCGCCAUCACUACACAUCAAAUGUAUAAAACUGGCUAGGUAUGGGCUACACCAGUCUGUGAUAGUCUAGUAGUAUAGCCUCUAGAAAAAGCAUCAUGCUGCUAGAAAACGCUGAGGAUGACUAACGACGAGGACAGACAUAUUGGUGCCAACCAUUGAAUAUAGUACAUGUAAUAGAAGUUAAGUUAUCCUACGUACGUAUCUUAUGGUCUAGAUAGGUAGAUCGAACGAUCAUAGCCCUAUCUAACUAGGAUAUUGCUAAAGUUCCAUGACAAUUGUGUGCUUACAGAAUAUUUAACUUUAACUUGCGAAGAGGUGCGUUUGCGGCCGGUCACAACUCAUCCGGAACCGAUUGCAAUUAUGGUGAAACAACGGUCUCACUAGAGCGCAAACCAUGACAACGAACAUCAUGCAGAUUUCGAGAUUGAAAUCUGAUGUAUACUUUGAAAUAGCAGAAUCGGGAUUCAAGUCUUCUUUGUCGAUUUGGUGGUUGUCCCCCGUGCGGUUGUUCCAAGAAUGCCCAUUGGGAUCCAUUUGUAAUGUUGCAUUGUUAUGUCUUCAAUGUUAUCCUAAGUAUACAGUGAAAUAAAG
Messenger RNA from Branchiostoma belcheri (Belcher's lancelet), 2688 nucleotides. RefSeq lists its product as uncharacterized. The transcript has 7 exons. The coding region runs from base 95 to 1936 and encodes 613 amino acids. NCBI's taxonomy places the organism in Eukaryota, Metazoa, Chordata, Leptocardii, Amphioxiformes, Branchiostomatidae. The record is from RefSeq and is a predicted model, not a curated record.